Messenger RNA from Penaeus vannamei (Pacific white shrimp), 970 nucleotides. RefSeq lists its product as uncharacterized. The record is from RefSeq and is a predicted model, not a curated record. NCBI's taxonomy places the organism in Eukaryota, Metazoa, Arthropoda, Malacostraca, Decapoda, Penaeidae.
CUGUUUACUACACCGAGGGAAACGAAGCAAAGGUUAACAGUUAGUGAAGAGAAGAACACGUAUACUUUCAGACUGGAGGGAUUUUAGAGUGAGCUUUCGUGUUACACUCAAGAUGUUUGUUGUUGUGUUACUGGCGUUCAUGUCUGGCUAUACUGCUGGUUAUUCAGUUGUCACCGAUAAGAACACCCUUGUCAAAAUUCCUCUUCCGGCCGAUGACCUCUGGUCGCGGAUACUCGUAGCGACGACGCAUAACGACACGCGAGCCGACAUCACCUUCCACGUUGAGGGAUACGAACUCCUCUCCGAGUCCGCCAGCCCCGUGGAGGCCGGCGUCUGGCACGUGUGUGAUGUCGUCCAGCCGAACGGCGAGGCAGAAGGCUACGUGGUGGCGCCUCUCUUUCGCAUCAGCCACAAAUUCACCCAAAGAAUCAUCCAUGUGUCUUUGGUGAGCAAUGCCAGCGCCACCUGGGUCUUGUGCACAGACUCCUACACGUGUGAUUUGGUGUCCCUUAAGCAGGAGGAGGAGCAGGAGGAGGAACCGGAGAAGGAGGAGCAGGUGGAGCAGGUGGAGCAAGUAGGAGGAGCUACAGGUGUUGCCACAGGUACGAGCAACAUCGCCCUAAUUGUAAUCUGUGUGUUCCUUGCCCUGCUGUCUUCCGUCCUGGCUCUCUACAUAUGUUGGGCGAAACAUCGGGAGGGAAAAACAUGCCAAACCCCACACCUAGAAAAGACAGCGACAACCCCUCCUGCAGAAGGUAAAGCGAACCCUCAGGGGCCGGAUCGAGUAGAACCCCCCGCCCAGGCCUCGAGGCAGAACUCAGAACACGACAGCGAGAACAGCCUAUACAACGUCAUAACAAAGUGACGUCCAUUACUGUGUUCUCUAGAUCUCUCCUUUCUUUAAUUUCGGCGCUGCUGGUAUCGCCUUUGUUCCUUUGAGGAAGGACUUGGUAUUUCAUGUAGUGCACCA